AUGCUAAGAUCAGGUAUAAUAAAGGCCCAGCCUGCCACGGCUAUUAUAAGACCGUUAUCUAGAUGUUUCCACUAUACAAAUAUUAACUUUAACGACAAGCCACCGUCGUCUGACUCACCUUUAAAAGUUUUCUUUGACACAUUUAAAACUGAAGUGAAAAAGUCGAACGAAUUAAAGGAAAACAUAAAGGCAUUACAGGAUGAGUCAGGGAGAAUGGCAGAAUCUGAAGCUUUUAAGAGAGCCAAAGAAGCCUAUGCCAAGGCACAGUUGGGUAGUACUGCUGCCGGGAAAGUUUUAAAGAAAGGUGCUGAAACUGUUGGGGAUGCUGCGUACAAGGCAUGGGAGUCUCCUGUUGGUAAAGGUGUGAGAACCGGUGUUAAAGUGACAGCAGAUGUUGCCGAUAAAGCAUUUGAGCCAGUUAGAAAAACUCAAGUUUAUAAAGACAUGUCUGAAGUUAUUGAUGAUGGGUCGUCUACUGCUUAUGGUGGGUUCUUGACGAAGGAACAAAGAGAGGCUUUGAGAAUGAAAGAGUUGGAAAGAAAGAAGAAACAGGGAUUCCAAGGACCGGUAAGAGAAAACGACGAAGCAGGAGGUGCUUUGGUUGCCACCGAACACAAACCUACUGGUCCAACUAUGGGAGAAAAAUGGGAAAACUUCAAGUUGAAAUCCCCAAUAGGCCGUGGUGUGGUGUAUUUGCAGGAAAGAUGGGAGGAAUCAGAAAACGGGUUGAUUGCAUUGAUUCGUACUAUUGUGGAAAAGGUUACUGGGUUCUUUUCCGAGACCGAGCAAGCUAAAGUCGUUAAACAAUUGAAAUUGAUGGACCCAUCAUUCCGUCUUACGGAUUUCCAAAGAACAUUAACCAACUACAUUGUUCCUGAAGUUGUUGAUGCUUAUAUCAAGAAUGAUGCCAAAGUAUUAAAAGAGUGGCUUAGUGAAGCGCCUUAUAAUGUGUGGGAGGCCAAUAACAAACAAUUUAUCCAACAGGGUCUUUUCUCUGAUAGCAGAGUGUUGGAUAUCAGGGGGGUUGAAAUUGUCACUUGUAAAAGCUUGCAACCAAACGAUGUUCCAGUUAUUGUUGUUAGUUGCAGAGCCCAAGAGAUUCAUCUUUAUAGAAAAGCCAAAACCGGUGAAAUUGCUGCCGGUACUGAAGACCACAUUCAAUUGAGUACCUACGCCAUGGUGUUGACUAGAAUACCUGAAGAAUUUGACAAUAAGGUCACUGAUGGGUGGAAGAUAGUUGAAUUUGCCCGUGGUGGUUCAAGACCAUUCCAUUAA
Molecule: messenger RNA, 1275 nt
Organism: Candida albicans SC5314
Lineage: Eukaryota; Fungi; Ascomycota; Pichiomycetes; Serinales; Debaryomycetaceae
Gene: TIM44
Product: protein translocase subunit
Exons: 1
Coding region: 1-1275 (424 amino acids)
Biological process (GO): protein import into mitochondrial matrix
Cellular component (GO): mitochondrial inner membrane
Molecular function (GO): protein-folding chaperone binding
Source: RefSeq, a predicted model, not a curated record